Messenger RNA from Culex pipiens pallens (northern house mosquito), 2864 nucleotides. RefSeq lists its product as uncharacterized. The record is from RefSeq and is a predicted model, not a curated record. Gene Ontology annotation, molecular function: zinc ion binding; nucleic acid binding. NCBI's taxonomy places the organism in Eukaryota, Metazoa, Arthropoda, Insecta, Diptera, Culicidae.
AUGAAAGACAGUGCGCAGAACGUUUUGGAAAGUGGUUCCGGAAGUUCGGCGCAGAGUGCAAGUAAGCGGGAAGAAGAACCCAAAAGUGUAGUGAAGGCGAACGGUUCCAGCAGCCGUUCCGAAACAGUGCCCUGUCACAACGGUGGUCGAAGAGCUUCGCCCGAGGAAUUCACCGGAGAGGCUGGUGAACUCGGAGAAGGCGGCCACACCGAAGAAGACAACAGUGCAAAGGAGAUGGCGGAGAUAGAGCGGUUCAGCGACGUCGUCCACCAGCGUGAGCUGGCUCAAGGUAAGCUUGUUACCAUUCUUGACAGCUUGAAAGAUGCCACGACGCUCACAUGGGCAGCGUUGAAGACGUGCCAGAAGGAGGUAGAAGCCGCGUACGAUGCGUACCACACGGCGUACGGGCAGAUCCUUGGCAUGGUUCCGUCAACAUCACGGGACGAGCAAGAUGCCCUCUACGACGCCUUCGACGACCUGCACACAGAGGUCCUGACGGUCAUCGAAGAGAAGCUGCUAGAAGUGAGCCAGCCCACACGACGAAGAAACGCGUACACGCCUGGUGUACCACAAUGGGUGGACGAGACAACGAACCCAACAACCGCUAAGAUCGUCGGAUGCGCCAACGAGGCGGCCAUCGACGAACCCCAGAAGUGUCCCGGGAAGCUGCUGGCAGAGCAGCUGGACACGGAAGAUCGGGUACGACCGGAGUUUACCAUCCCGCAUGGUGAACGGUCCGAGAACAACCACAAGAUUGAGAAGCCCAAGACCGUCAUCGAGACGAACAAGAUCGCUGACGUGGAGGCCACGUCACAAGCCAAGAAGACACCCGGACUAACCGCAACGGACAACCCGGGUCAGCAGCAAAUGGCCAUGACCGCCGGAAGAGAGCCGGCACAGACGUGCGACGUGUGCGGACUAGGCCAGCACAAGAGCUGGAAGUGUCCGCAAUUCCUGGAGAAGACAGUCCCCGAGCGGCUGUUUAAGACAAAAGAGAAGCGCCUCUGCUUCAACUGCCUCCGUACGGGACAUACCUCGGCGCAGUGUGUGUCCACCGGAGCGUGCGCGACGUGCAGGAAGCGGCACCGCACCCUGCUGCACGCCGAGUACCGGAUUAACCCCAAGCAAUCGACAUCACAGACAAAGGUGGAGCAACCUGGUGCUCCACAACAAGCCGAACCGAGUCCAGUGACGCCAGAGGCCAGCUCCUCUGGACAAGGACAAGCAGCGCCCGACGCGCUGACAGCCGUCGCGGACUUUCGGAAUAAACCCUGCAGCCCACACCCCUGCCGUGGUUUAUUAAUAGCAGCAACCAAGAAUGAAGCACAUUUGACGAAGGACACUCUGGACGGACACAACGCAAACGAGAUGGCUGGCGUCGAGCGGAUGCAGCCACGUUCCGACACAUCGAUGAUUCCUGCUGGAGUCCAACUCGCCGUCAGAGUCAACUUGGUGGCUCUGCGCGAGACGAGCUUCAGCCAGGUCUUGGACGGCACGAUUGGAAGUGGCGCAGCACACGAAGAAACGGUCCUGAUUCAAGGCACGGGGUUGGAGGAUCGACCCAAGCUGGAGCAGCACACCGAAGCCUGUGCACGAGAAGUUCGAACCUACAAGGAUUCAAGUGAGGUGAGUGAUCCAAUGGAUUUGAAGCAAGUUUACCUGCCGUUCCACGUGAUGCUGGAACAUUCGAAGACGACGCUGGCUUUUCAAGCCGAGCGAUUCCUGACCAAGGACACAAGGUUCAAGGUCCCACGACGCAGCGCUCUGCUGCACUCAGCAGCGUACUUGAGAACUACAAACGCAUGUGGAGGAGUAACGGUGCGUACAAGGGCGGCCUCGGCGCCGCACAAAGCUGCUGCAGUUGCCACACAGCCGAGCUAUGAGUGCUCGAAACAUUCCGUAGCUGCAGCACCGGCAAGGAAGACUGGAGGACUCGGUCCACACGAGCGAUCGGUAAACGCCGACCCACUGAAGCGAGCGUCACCAGACGGGACAGAAGAAAGUCCAUGGAGAAGCAGAACAAGAUGCCGGUUUCCGACAAUCGGCAAGCACCAACAAUCCCUGGAGUACAUUCCACAAGUCGGCCAGGCCUUUUGGCGGCCCCUGCGACUGUCAACUGCGCUGACCGGCACAUUCUGUAAGAACGCAACGAAGAUUAGCCCGGUUUUGGACAACAGGGCGAAAGGGGUUCGUAUCGACUUGCGGGUCUCAAGAGCGCCCGGCGAAGAAAUGAAAGAACACACAACUGGUCAAAGUACGGCCACACAUGGGAGGCGAAAGAGUGACCUCUGGAUCGCCUGGAUAUCAACGGCAGUUCUUCGCGGGUGGAGGAUGUUCGAGCCUGACAGCUUCAGCUCGAAGAAAAUUUUGAUGUUUUGGCAGCACAGCGCUUGCUGCGAUGACAAUUGGAAAGAAGUUGGCAACCCAGUCUGCGUCGUUGCCAACAACGAGAAAAACGCGCGCAACGACGUGCGCGCGGCUAGCAACAGCGCGUCGACGACGACGCCCGAAGAGAAGAAAAGAGCGCGCGAAACGACUUGCGCGGCAACAGCGCGCCGUUGACGACGGCGAAGGAGAGAGAGAGCAAAAACACGAACGACGAGAGAAUUUUUGGCGCGCAACAAAGAGCAGCGAGCAGAAGUGAGCGCGUCGAGACAAGUUUGUCGCAAGCAGCCGAACCGGUCGGACGUCAAGUCGAGCGCGUCGCGAUCGUCGGAAGAAACAGCUAGAGUUCUUUAAAUUAGUUUAGUAAAAUAGAUGAUUAAGAGAAACUUCUAGUGUUUUUGCUGUUUGCGAAAUUUCCGACCCUCCCGAACUGGUUCCCCAAGUCCGCCGGAAGUUUGUGUAAAAAAUACAGUCCGCUC